This is a messenger RNA of Perkinsus marinus ATCC 50983, 282 nucleotides long. RefSeq lists its product as hypothetical. The annotation marks the transcript as partial. The record is from RefSeq and is a predicted model, not a curated record. Lineage: Eukaryota; Perkinsozoa; Perkinsida; Perkinsidae. The transcript has a single exon.
AUGGGAGAUAAGGAAGGUGCACCGACCCUCAACAUGGCGCUCCACGAUGGGUCUGCUGUGCCUACUCCCUUAGUCGCCCGUUGUGAGGAACUGCGUACUAAGAGGGGUGGACUUCGCCGACAGAGAGGUCGGUUACGGUCUCAGUUGCAGGCUAUCAAAGAGGACAUCCAGGUGAUCUUAGCUGUUCCUGACAACGCUGAAGACCCUACGGUACUUGAGUUAGAACGACGAGAGAAGGUUCACGAAGAAGAGCUGUUGGUGAUUGAAGGAGAAUUGGCUAAG